CAUGGAAAUGAGAGAGAGAGAGGACCCAAGCCAACCAACUAAUGAAAAGGGGUUGUGCAGUGUACAACAGUAGAAGAAGAAUAUACCUUACAUAGUGGGGGAAAGCAUGAUGAGGAAAUAAGAUUUAUUCACACACACACACUCACAUACACACAAACGAGGACAAGACUGGGGAGGGAGGGAUCUGUCUUUAAUUUCUUUCUUUCUCCCUUUCUUUCUUUCUUUCUUUAUACAUAUAUAUAUAUAUAUACACAUAAAAGGUAUAUAUAUAUAUAUACAUAGCUAACUAGGCUAAGGAGGACUAGCUAGAGAUGAACAAGAUGGUCCCACGUGAUAGAGCAUGUUCCACCCCAUGCCACUAGGAAGGAGCACUCUCUUUCUUUCUCUCUCUUUCUUUAAGGCCUUCUCACUUCCCACUUGCAAUCUUUGCACAAUCUGGCAAUAUUGCAUGCUUUUUGUGAUUUCAGUUGAAUUAUAAUUCUGAUUCAAUCAUAGAGCACCAAUUUCAAGCCAGCCAGCCUAUAGCUGUUGGACUGCUCUCGCUUGGAGCUUUUGGAUCCUGUCCUGGGGAGAGAGAAGAAAAAGAAGAAGAAGAAGAAGAAAAUUAGACAAGAGCUGUUCGCGUUCGCUAGAAGAGACCUGUCUUUUCCAAUAUAUAUCUAUAAGGAAUUCCCUUCUUUUUCUAUUCAACCAGUUUAUCAUAAUGUGCGUGCUUUUCAUACAUUACCAUGUUGACUAAUCCCAACCAACCACACAAGCACGCACUCUCUCUCUCUCUCGGGACUCAUUUCUCUUUAGUUGGUGUCUCACAGUCACAGUAGUUGCUUCUAGCUAGCUAUACAGAAACCCAUAAUUACUCUCUCUCUCUCUCUCUCUCUCUCUCACUGAGGGUUAUAUGCAUGAAAUAUUCUAUUUCACGUUGCAUAUAUGCAUCUGAUCCUCUCACGUUCAUUUGCACCCAAGCAUAUAUAUUAAGCCCUGUUCUCCUUGUUGCUGGCUAGUGGUUUCCCAUCAGAAAUUAUAUAUAUUAGUUGGAUAUUCAUUUGGUUCUGCAGCUACACUCUCUUUCUCCAAUCCAAUUCAAUCGGUCCACUCACUUGAAGUUGCAAGGAAAAAACCCCGUCCUCCUCAAUAGCUAGCUAGCUAUAAAUUAAAGGACUUGCGGCUGGGUGCUAUGCAGGAACAAUGCGUGAUGGUGGGUCCUCGAGACACCUUGUUGGAGGAAAGAUGAUCAUCAGGUAAGGGCCAUAACGUCUACUUCACAACUUCAUUCUGAUAUGAUCGAAUUUCCAUAAUUUUAUAUUUAUUGUUUCUUUUUCUUUGACAAUUUUUGUUUAUAGCUUUCGAUAUGCAUUUUUGUUCUUCUCUUCUUCUAACCCGUCGUCUUCUUUUUUUUCUUUAAUUUUCGUGAUUGUGGAUUUUGGCGAUUCCAAUUUGCAUGUUCAUUCGGCUACUGAAACUAUAUUAAAAUCAGCUUCGUACCUCGGCGGCAAUCCUUCAUAAUUUAAAUCAUCCGAAAGGGGAUAUUGUUGCAGCAGUUUUUUUGAAGGCACAACUGAUUGAUCUUCUGUAUUAAAAGGAAAGUACCAAUCCAGAAAUGAAGUUUAUGAAAAUUGGGACCAAGCCGGACACCUUCUGCACAGAAGAAGCCACCAGGACUGUGAUUUCAGAUGUACCAAGCGACCUUCUCAUACAAAUUAACAACAUCAGUUAUCUUCUCCAUAAGUUGCAGUUUCCACUUGUUCCAAAAUGUGGCCUCUUACAACGGCUUUGCUCUGACUCUGGUGAUUCUGAAAAGGUCAGCAUAGAGCUUCACGAUAUUCCAGGAGGUGAAGACGCUUUCGAACUGUGUGCUAAGUUCUGUUAUGGAAUUACGAUUAACCUCAGUGCGUAUAACUUUGUACCUGCAUUUUGUGCUGCUAAGUUCCUUCGAAUGACUGAGUCAUUAGAGAAGGGAAAUUUUGUUCCAAAACUCGAGGCUUUCUUCAAUUCGUGCAUUCUUGAAGGUUGGAAGGACUCCAUUACCACACUAGAAACCACAGUAAAGUUGCCAGAGUGGUCUGAGAAUCUUGGAAUCAUCAGAAAGUGCAUUGAUUCAAUUGUUGAAAAAAUCCUUACACCUCCAGCAAAGGUCUCAUGGUCCUACACUUAUACUAGACCUGGUUACAGCAAAAAGCAACACCAUUCUGUUCCAAAGGAUUGGUGGACAGAGGAUAUAUCAGACCUUGAUGUAGACCUGUUUCGGUGUAUAAUUACUGCUGUUGCAUCAACGUACAUGCUGCCACCGCAGCUCAUUGGUGAAGCUUUGCACGUCUAUGCUUGUCGUUGGCUGCCAGACACCACGAGACCGCCUCCACAAACAGAUGAGCAAUUUGUGGAGAAGAAUCGAAGAAUUGUUGAUACCAUUGUCAGUAUGAUUCCUGGAGAUAAGAGAGCAGUUUGUGUUGGAUUCUUGCUAAGGCUUCUUAUAGUUGCAAAUUACUUAGGAGUGUCUCCAGUGACAAAGACAGAACUAUUAAGGAGGUCCAGUCUACAACUCCAAGAGGCAACAGUGAAUGACCUGAUUUCUCCAUCACACUCGCCCACUGACCCAGAAUUUUACGAUAUUGACUUGGUUGUGGCAGUUUUACAAAGUUUCUUGGUGCUGUGGAGAAGACAAUCCCCUGCAGCUGCUUCUGCUUCUGAAUCAAACGGCAGCAGCGCCCAGUUUUUGGGAACAAUGAGAAAGGUUGGGAAGCUCAUCGAUUCUUACCUUCAAGUCGUUGCCAGGGAUGCCAACAUGCCAGUUUCAAAACUGGUAUCUCUGGCCGAAGCUUUGCCAGAUAUUGCAAGGGAAGACCAUGACGACAUUUACAAGGCUAUUAACAUUUAUCUAAAGGAGCAUGGUGAUCUGAGCAAGGCAGACAAGAAGCGCCUCUGCCGCAUUUUAGACUGCCAGAAGUUGUCGCCCGAGGUACGCGCUCAUGCUGUGAAAAAUGAGCGGCUACCAUUGAGGACUGUUGUGCAAGUCCUCUUCUUUGAACAAGACAGAGACAGAGCUUCCAACUCCAAGGCAGCAGCAACUCAUGAUCAUCAUCAUAAACAUAAACUACUGCCACUUAUGCCCUCCCAGUCCCAGUCCCAGGAGCUCUUUUCCACAGGAAAACAAACAGUUCCAACUAGCAGAGAAUUAGAUAUUCAUAAUGGUCAUGGUCAUGGACAUGGUAAGCUAAAACUGGGAGCAGCAGAUCAUCAUGAUAAAUUCACUAGUAGUAGAGGGGAUCACAGCACAAGAAGAACCAAUGUUGCUGGAAAGAAAGAUUAUCCGCUGCAUUUGCAAACAAAAAGAUCAGAUGGAAAGUUUCCCGUGGGAACCGAAAGAAAGAUUGUUAGCUCAACAGAAAUACAAGACCAAGUAGAACAUCAACUAGAAACGGGAUCUGGGAGCAAGUUGGAUGCUAAGAAGAUGAUACAAAGGGGAAGUAGAUCGGACCAUGGCCGCGACAAAGGCAAAGAUAGAUAGCAAAAACGUACAUCAACAUCGACCUUUCCUUCUUCCCUUUGCACUUGUUGUAAUUAAGGUUUUUCCUUUUCAUAAAAUCUGUCAGUUAACGAUCUUAUGUUAUGAGCCCUCUUCACCAUUUGUGUCGUAAACUUAAAGGGUUCUUGCUGUGGGGAAUACCAGAAUAGCUAGUUUUACUAACUAGAAGAAAUUAAUAAGAAAAAGGGGUCCAGAGCUGCAUAUGCAAGC
Molecule: messenger RNA, 3730 nt
Organism: Prunus persica (peach)
Lineage: Eukaryota; Viridiplantae; Streptophyta; Magnoliopsida; Rosales; Rosaceae
Product: BTB/POZ domain-containing protein At5g47800
Exons: 7
Coding region: 1598-3502 (634 amino acids)
Source: RefSeq, a predicted model, not a curated record